Messenger RNA from Amoebophrya sp. A120, 891 nucleotides. Lineage: Eukaryota; Dinophyceae; Syndiniales; Amoebophryaceae. The record is from the annotation of a GenBank genome assembly.
AUGUUUCGCAACUACACCCCGAAGGACGUCCAGACCAACAAGGCGAAGUCCAGUGUGGAGCGCAAGAUAAGGGAGGACAUAUUGGAGUCCUACCCGCGGUUGCAGCCGGUGAUGGACCUGAUUUGGCCGAAGAAGAACGCGAACAUUCUUCUCGGGAAGACGAAAAACAAGAUUCAACUGGUUAUUUUGGACGAGGAGGUGAUUUUUUUUCAGCCGGACAGCAACAACCCAGGCAAGGUGUGGUUCCCGACCCUGAGACUACUGCACCAGUACCCAAGCAUGAUGCCAAAGAUGCAAGUGGACACCGGAGCGAUCAAAUUCGUUUUGAAGGUACAGCUCGUUGUGUAUUUUCCACGAUGCUCAUACGUGGUAACUUAUUCCGUAUUCCGUAUUGGAUUCUUGUUUUCACCACAGACUUAGGCGGGAAAAGCGCACUUGUUCUGAUUUCCGCUCUCGCUCUUUUUGUAUUUGUAGCAGUCAACAAUUAUUUCGGAAAAAUACUAGAACUACAGUUUGAAUUUUCCAUCCCUACAGGGCGCCGACGUGAUGUGUCCGGGUCUGACUCACCCAACGGGCGGAGCGAUGGAAGACGUACCAAAGGACGUACCAGUCCAAAUUGUUGCCGAGAACAAGGAAACCGCGUGCGCCGUCGGCCUGACCGCAAUGAGCACGGAAGAAAUCAGGAAACUGAACAAGGGGAAUGGUGUCCUGUCCAUGCACUCAUUGGGAGACUGCUUGUGGAAAGAGGGCAAGGUGGUGUAGAUAUGUCGUCUUAAUCAUGAACGGAUCUCGGAUCGAAAAAAGCAUGUCCAGAACAUGAUAGCUCAUUGGCAUUACCCAUCACAACCCAACACGACCUCUUUUGACAUAUAGAAUUUUAUCAAAAUCAUC